AUGGCAUCAGAUCCUCAACCACUGAGCGAGGACCUCACCACCAAGAUCGUCAAAGCCGUAGAGUCGAACUUCGACAAGCAGAUCGCCUACACCCAAGAGCUGAUCCGCUUCGGCGGCCAACGCGGCGAGGAAUUCGCCAUCCAAGAACAUGUCUACCAGCAGCUCGCGUCACGUGGUUACGCCAUGGACAAAUUCGACAUGGACGAAGCACUCAUCUCCGCCCAUGAAGGCGCCGGCAAAUUCUCCGCUGAGCACUCUAAAGCGCCCAUCGUGGUUGCUGUACACAAGCCGCGCGAGACCAAGGGGAGAAGUCUGAUAUUGAACUCGCAUGUUGACGUCGUGCCCACCGGUCCUAAGGAUCUAUGGACGCACCCACCGUACUCGGCUGUCAUUGAGGGCGACUGGCUCUACGGACGUGGUGGGGCUGAUAUGUUAGGCGGCAGUGCGGCGAACCUUUACGCGCUAGAUGCACUCAGAAGUAUUGACCUACAGCCGGCAGCAGAAGUUACCGUGCAAAGCGUGGUUGAGGAAGAGAGCACCGGGAACGGCACGCUGAUGGCCCAUCUCAAAGGCUAUACGGCGGACACUGUGGUGAUCCCAGAGCCAGAGGAGGAGAUGCUAGUAAGAGCGAAUGUCGGUGUUCUGUGGUUCCAGGUGGAGGUUAGGGGAACUCCAGUUCAUGUCAGAGAAAUGGGUAAAGGCGCGAACGCAAUCGAUGCCAUAUACCGCGUGGUCGCCUCCCUCCGCGAAUUGGAAGAAGGAUGGAACGCCAGGAAGUCCACCUUGAGCGCAAACUUCAAGGACGAGGCCCACCCCAUCAAUCUUAACAUUGGCAAGAUUGAAGGCGGUGACUGGGCGUCCUCAGUGCCAGCAUGGUGUCGUAUCGACUGCCGCAUCGCCAUCUACCCUGGAACGCCUGCUGCUGCGGCUGCAGCCGAGAUCGAGCAGAAGAUUGCUGACUUUGCGAAGUCGGAUCCGUUCCUGUCGCAGACGCCACCGAAGGUGACCUGGAACGGCUUCUUCUCCGAAGGAUAUGAGAUGGAGACAGAGUCAGCGGCUGAGAACUGCCUGGCGCAAGCGCAUAAGUGUGCUACUGGCGACGAAUUGCAGACUUUCAUGACGGCUGGAUACCUGGAUACCCGGGUCCACGUGCUGUACGACAAGAUCCCAGCGCUCUGUUAUGGACCGAUCAGCAAGAACAUCCAUGGCUUCGAUGAGGGGGUAAGUGUAAAGAGUUUGAAGCGGAUAACGACCGCAAUUGCACUCUUCAUCGCGCAAUGGUGUGGCGUGGAGAGUAUAGAGGCUUGA
Messenger RNA from Coniosporium apollinis CBS 100218, 1308 nucleotides. Its product is annotated as acetylornithine deacetylase. The transcript has a single exon. The record is from RefSeq and is a predicted model, not a curated record. Gene Ontology annotation, molecular function: hydrolase activity. Lineage: Eukaryota; Fungi; Ascomycota; Dothideomycetes. The coding region runs from base 1 to 1308 and encodes 435 amino acids.